Molecule: messenger RNA, 624 nt
Organism: Acromyrmex echinatior (Panamanian leafcutter ant)
Lineage: Eukaryota; Metazoa; Arthropoda; Insecta; Hymenoptera; Formicidae
Cellular component (GO): membrane
Source: RefSeq, a predicted model, not a curated record
AUGCUAGAAGAAUAUCUACUGACAUUACGUGUGUUAAUCGUUAACCGCCAAUGUAAAACGUGCUUUCUUCAGGUGCUUGGUGCUAUUUGUAUAGGAACCAUCAGUGAUAACAUUAAUCCUACCAUUUUUUCUUUACGUCAAAAGGAAUACUUUUUUCUUAUUUCAACAUCUACUUUUUUUAUUGGUACAUUAAUUUUUUUUCUUAGUUACCUGGUAUCUCCAUUUACUGCAUCCAUUUUACCUAAAACAAUACACGAAUCCCUUUAUAAUUUUUUUGCAACCGUAAUGUUAUUUGCGGCUUCAAUGAGUCUGAUAACAGAAAUACAUACGAGUGAUACAGUGUAUAAUUAUAAAGCAUUAUUAGCAGCUUCUAUUUGUGGUCUACUAAACACCGUUUUAUAUAUUUUCAACGCAAUCAUCGCCUAUAUCACAAUAUGGACGAAGUAAUUAGUCCUCCUGAUAUCAAAACUGUAACAUAGUUUAUACUGAUGUUUGAUGUACGAGACCCACUUAAUUUAUCUUGAUUAAAAAAUAUUAAUUAAUUUUUAAAAUUCAAAAUAUUAUAAUUAUAACAGAAGAAUGAGUUUAUGUUUAUAACACUAAUUUAAAUUACUUAUAAUUGAA